Molecule: messenger RNA, 567 nt
Organism: Rotaria socialis
Lineage: Eukaryota; Metazoa; Rotifera; Eurotatoria; Philodinida; Philodinidae
Source: the annotation of a GenBank genome assembly
AUGCAUAUAUUCUCUUCCAUUACAAAUAAGUCUAAUUAUAUGUAUACAGUUAUGUUUAAAGGUCUAAUUAUUAACAAUGUGGCAGAGAAGAUAUUGGAUUUAUUCGAUGAAAUGAAAAUUGAACCUAAUCAGCUUACUCUCACUAUUUUGUUUAAUGCAUCUGCUGUACUUAAUAAUAAUCGACCAAUGAAAACAGGAAAAAAACUUCUUGCUGAAAUGCCUGAGAAUUAUCGAAAUCACAAUGUUAUAUCAACUUCAGCAAUUGACAUGUUAAUGAAAUUUGGUGAUGUUGAAGGUGCUGAAACAAUUUUUCGGUCAGUCAAAGCGAAAGGUGCUGAUAUUUAUGGUGCUUUAAUGAAUGGUUAUAAUCUGAAUGGUGAAUCAUGGAAAUGUUUUAAGGUUUUUGAAGAAAUGAAUGAAAAAGACAUUAUUCCUGAUGAGAUUGCAUGGAAUGUACUUAUUGGUGCAUGUUCAAAAAGUGGGAUGCUACAUCAUUGCCAAUAUAUUAUGAAUCAAAUUCCUUUGAAUAUUCAGAACAACAUUCGAAUANUUGAACAUCAUUUUUAG